Messenger RNA from Carassius gibelio (silver crucian carp), 4193 nucleotides. Its product is annotated as TGF-beta receptor type-1. The coding region runs from base 117 to 1592 and encodes 491 amino acids. Gene Ontology annotation, biological process: activin receptor signaling pathway; protein phosphorylation; cellular response to growth factor stimulus. Gene Ontology annotation, molecular function: activin receptor activity, type I; ATP binding. The record is from RefSeq and is a predicted model, not a curated record. Gene Ontology annotation, cellular component: plasma membrane; activin receptor complex. The transcript is spliced from 9 exons. Lineage: Eukaryota; Metazoa; Chordata; Actinopteri; Cypriniformes; Cyprinidae.
GGGUUUAUUUUGAGUGAAGCAAUGCAAGCAAUCACUGAGGAAAUGCAGCAGAACAGAGUCAUGAUGAUUUUGUCUAUAAAGGUGGAUGUAUUGAUGCGCAGAGAGUGACAGAUGCCAUGUCUUAUCUCAGGUGCACAGAAGCGGCGCUUUUACUCUUCACAUUUGUGCAACUCACUGCAGCCUUAAAGUGUGUAUGCCCCUUGUGUGUAAACCACACCUGUGAGACAGAGGCAGAAGGAGCAUGUUGGAACUCAGUAAUGCUCAUAAAUGGGAAGGAGGAGGUUGUGAAGUCUUGCCUGUCCCCAUCAGAGCUCAAGGGUCAGGUGUUCUGCUACAGCUCUCGAUAUGUCUCCAAACGCAACUGCUGCUUUACAGACUUCUGCAACAAUGAGACGCUACACCUCAAUCCAGAGCCACCGCCUGAGGGGUCUGGGUGGAGUCAGCUGGAACUAGCAGCCGUAAUUCUUGUGCCAUCGUGCCUGGUGUGUGUAGGUGUCAUUCUGGGAAAGUGUGCCAUACAAAACCUGCGGUGCAACCACAUAAAAGCCCACAAACAGGAUCCAGAGGAACCCCUGGAUGACCAGACUCUUGUGUCACCUGACAAAUGCCUAAAAGAGCUUAUUUAUGACAUGAGCUCCUUUGGCUCAGGAUCAGGACUGCCACUAUUGGUCCAGAGAACGAUUGCUAGAACUAUUGUCCUGCAGGAGAGUAUUGGGAAGGGGCGCUUUGGGGAAGUGUGGAGGGGCAAAUGGAGGGGGGAGGACGUCGCUGUGAAGAUCUUCUCCACACGAGAUGAGCGUUCCUGGUUUCGUGAGGCUGAGAUUUAUCAGACCAUUAUGCUACGCCAUGAGAAUAUUUUGGGUUUUAUUGCUGCUGAUAACAAAGAUAAUGGCUCAUGGACACAGCUGUGGCUGGUGUCUGAGUAUCAUGAGCACGGGUCUCUUUUUGAUUACCUGAACAGAUACACAGUAUCAGUGGAGGGGAUGAUAGUUCUGGCACUGUCCAUUGCCAGUGGCAUUGCCCACCUGCACAUGGAGAUUAUUGGCACUCAAGGAAAGCCUGCCAUUGCCCACAGAGACAUAAAGUCAAAGAACAUUCUGGUAAAGAAGAAUGGAACUGCUGUGAUUGCUGAUCUUGGUUUGGCUGUCAAACACGACUCCAACACCAACACUGUUGACAUCCCCAUUAACCACAGAGUGGGCACCAAGAGGUAUAUGGCUCCAGAGAUCCUGGAUGAUUCCAUAAACACGAGCAGUUUCGAGUCAUUUAAGCGUGCUGAUAUCUAUUCACUUGGGCUGGUGUUCUGGGAACUUGCUCGCAGAUGUUCUGUCCAAGGGAUUUAUGAAGAUUUCCAGUUGCCUUAUUAUGACCAGGUGCAAUCAGACCCAUCAGUGGAUGAUAUGAGGAAGGUGGUGUGUGAACAGAAACUACGACCCAACAUUCCCAACCAGUGGCAGAGCUGUGAGGCACUGAGGGUUAUGGGUAAGAUCAUGCGGGAGUGCUGGUACGCCAGUCCAGCUGCUCGGCUGACAGCACUACGUGUCAAGAAGACUGUACCUCAGGUAACUGUGGUCAAGGACAUUAAAGAGUAAGCCAGUGGCCUGGUGCCCCUCUUAUCUCUGUCAGUGUUGUUGUGACAUUUCAGAUGCUCAGUUGAGAUGCCAAAGAUUCCAGGAGCUUAAGAGGGAAAUGUUAUCUUGUGCUUUCUAAGCAUUAGGAGAAUUAACGAAAGAGAGUGUAUUUUGUUUCUUAACCAAUAGAUGGUGAUAGAGUACUGAUACUGUAUACUGCUACCUCAACUGAUCCUGUAAGUGUCAAAUGCUUGGAGUUGCACUUGUUAUGCUUUGUGCCAUUAAUGUUUUGCUUGGUGUUACUUAAAAUUACACAGUGUUAAAAAUAUAAGUUGAAAUGUCUAUACACACACAGACCAACAAACAGGACCAACAUUUUAAGACCAUGUUUUGAUGUCAGACAGUGUAAUGUGGUCUGAAGUAGCUAAGCUUGAUUUUUCAAUGUGCAGAUUGUGGUUUCCUGGAACUAUUUUUCUACUGUUUACCACAGCUCUCAUCAUUUUCGAUUGUACUGUCUAACUGAAGGAGGAUUUCCUGUAAACCCUAUCAUUUCUGAAUGUAAAAAGAAUAGUUUGCGUUUUGUGUAUAUGCAAAUGUCUGGGCCAAAUCCUGAUGUCUAAAGCAAAAAAAGGAAAGAAAAGAAAAACAAGAAAAAAAAAGAAAAAUAAAAAAAGUUAUGUAUCUGAUCAUCCAAAGCCUUUUAACCAGAUUCUUCUCAGAGCAGGGGUCUCCAACCUUUUAUAUUUCACAGACAGGUGAAAAUAUAUAUGUGGACCAGCUGGAUGUCAAUGCAGUGUUUGAGGUGUGAUCAUGUUAACUAUUACAUUAAAUUUACAUGAAAUCAGCACAACUAUAUGAUUCUCAUAACUAUUGAUGUGAUUAUAACAACUUAAUUCAACACAGGGUGAAGUUCUGGAGAUUUUACACCUACCUGUAGCCUGUUAUAUAGAUUCAAAUUCAGGUGCGGCUCCUUUGACUCAAGAAGUUAAACCAGACAGCCAUGCAUUCGUAGAUGCUGCUCUGUCUGCAUAUCCCAAUGUAAAAGGAUCAAAUAUGCCUGAUAUGUAGUAAUUCAGGGACUUGAAAAUCUCUGCUCCAGUUUUACUGCUGUAGCUGACAUUAAAAGCACCCAUGCACUUUGGCUUGAAAUAUAUUGCUCAUAAACCAGUAUGUCCAUUGGUCAAUUUGUCAAGCUGCAGUGCAUACAGUGACUUGUUUUGCCUGUCUAACAAUUGUACUUCAAUUUCAUUUAUUCUCAGUCUGAAUGUGGUAGCUGAAAGGACUUCUUUAGUGAGAUGGUCAGACAUCAAGUAUGACUUUUAGUGCAGCCAUGGCCGUAGCCAGACUUUGAAAAUUAGUGAGGUCCAGGGGGUUUCUAUAAUAAACCCCUUAUUAUAGAAUUGUGCUAUAAUAACCCCUAUAAAUACAACUUAAUUAUAUAUCCUAUUUAUUGCAUCAAAGUUUGUUAAUACUAUAUUUGUGUGGUGGAUUACCAUGUUAUGAUUAUGUUAUGGGCUUUAUUGUCCCAAUAAGGUGACAUCCAUUAAAUUAGACUCAAUAAGUUAUUAUUGCAUACUCCUCCAAUGUACUACAAUACUGAGGUGCAGAUAAUUGCCACUAUUUGCAGUAAGUAGUAUAAAUAGCAGAAAAUCCUGCUAUUUUAACAUAUUAUAUAUAGAAUCUAUAGAUAUUUGCACUUAGUGUAAAUAUCCGCUGCCUUUUUUUAUUACAGGCAGACUAAUGUCGGCGGUGCUAUGUUGCCAGAUGUUGCUAUUAAAAUGAACAGAAACCUAUAAAUAAAUAGAAAUAAACCAAAAUUAUUUAAAAUAUUUUGGAAAUUAGAUAAAAUAAAGUUAUCACUGACCCUAAUCCACGUGUCAAAUUAAGUGGAAAAACUAGUCAAAAACGCUUACAUGAAAGCUGCGUCUCGAGCUCUCACUUGAACUAACCAUGGACACUAAACAUUCUGAAUUAUACAUGCAGACAUUCAAAUGAGGAGUUUAGCAGCAUAUGAGUCAAUCAGAGAACACAUUUUAUUUUUGAACAUGAAAAAUGUACAGAGGUGACCUCAUAGCUGGCUACGGCCAUGAGUGCGCCAUGUUUGUAGACAUGGUGGCUUUCAUUGACCCAUUUGCUACACAUGCUCCAAAGCGUGUGAACGGCCCAUAGCCACAAAACCUUAUUUAAGUUAUAUUUAAGUCAUCACAUUUUUGGUUAAAGGCAGCUUUCCUUUUUCUUAUCAGUAGAUGCAUUAUCGCCAUUCCAUGUUCUUUUCCUGCCUUCUUCACUAAAUACAUUUUAAGGGAUGUCUGCUGCAAUAGUGGAACUGAUGUUCUUCUGAAAUGAUAGCCUCUCCAUUGAAUUACAUAGUUAGCACUUUUUCAAUAAAUUAUGUUUUGCUGCAGACAUUUUUCCCAGAUUGUUCUUGUGACUAGUAGCAUACAAUAGAACAGAAUAGAAUAUAUAUAUUUUUUUCAUUUUACAGCUGUUCAACAAAUAUUUAUUUCUCUCACAUUUGAAAGUACACGCAUACAAAAAUGUACAUUAAACAAAAUAUGAACAAUGAUACAGAAAAAGUAAACAGCAAAAAUGUAUACAGGUAGACAGUGCAAAUGUAAAUAU